Molecule: messenger RNA, 1925 nt
Organism: Fusarium oxysporum Fo47
Lineage: Eukaryota; Fungi; Ascomycota; Sordariomycetes; Hypocreales; Nectriaceae
Product: TLD-domain-containing protein
Exons: 2
Coding region: 49-1875 (608 amino acids)
Source: RefSeq, a predicted model, not a curated record
CGUUAAUUGUUAGUAUCAGAGUGAUGCGAACGCAGUGGCCUUUGCAAAAUGGGUCAGAAUCUUUCGGAUGAGCAUCCGCAGCGGCGGUCGCAUGAAGAGCUAACCCAACAACUUACGGAGAAGUUUAUGAAGAAAUGUUUCACCUCUCUUGAAUUAUACUCACUCAGAGAUGUUUUCAAGAGCCUUGCGGAUCAACAGGACUCUAUCAAAUACCUGAAAGAGGACACUAUCGCCCGGUACCUGGAAAUACCAGACAUUCUCGGCACCUCGCCAGUUAUUUUCCAAAUGGUAUCCUAUAUCGGCGCUUUUCCAUUUCUUCAAGAUGCACCUGUAGUCUUGGAGUUUCAGCGGAUGAUUAUGGUGGUCGUCAUCAUGACUGAGCGCUACCGAACCGUAUUGGCGCGGGGCUCUUCAGAUAGGACCAAACUACUGUUCAAGAGCUUAGCUGUCUUUGAUCGUAAAAUGUCCGAAGCAGGAGCCCAUCCAGACACGUCACAUAUCGCACCUACCGAGUCCGAAGACGAUAAAGAGAAGGUCAGGUCCCGUGUGGCCGGUUUCGCGGUUGAUGCAGCUGGCGACGAAGACGAGGACGGUGAGGACGACGACCUCGUAUUGACAGCUUUUGAAUUGCUUGACAUCAAGGAUGCCGUGGACCAGGGCCAUGCGCCAAUAUUUCAUGGCGCAACGGUCCCAACUGACAAUUUCCGAAAACUUGUCAUGCUGCUUCUCCUUGCCGCUCCGCUUGAUCCUCAAGAAAGCCUCUCGAUGUAUUCAAGCCGGGUUGUUGGGCAAGAACUCGAAGGCCUCCGUAGCGCCGCUGAAAGCAUUCUUGCCUCCUUCGUUAAUGCCGAAACCUCAACUGGCAUCAAGUACAACCACUUCAGAACAAUCAUACCUGUGAUUUGCCCUAAUCUCUUUCGUGGAUUCAAUGGUCUUUUUGAGCGCUUUCUUUUCUCGCAAAAUCUAGAUUUCUCCAAACAUCAAAAUGAUACCCCAGCUACUACUUCAUCUCAAAAAGUAGCACAACCUCUAUUGACCGACACCGGCGACAUACUAAAUCAGAACACAUUGUCCCAGAUCUCACUUUUCCUUCCUGGAACAGAUCUCUUCCGGCGAGUGAGACUCCUUUACUCAGGCAAUGAUGCCGGCUUCUCCAUGGGAAGUUUCCAGACGAAGGUUUUCAACUGGCAAGCUCCAACACUGCUCCUGGUGAGUGGAACACGGCUGGGAGAUAAGCCGGAGGGUGGUCAAGAAAGCAGUUUCGCGGCAUCCUUGCCUCCGAAGCGGUUCCCUCACGGUAGCAAAUCGGAUCGGCUCACUUUUGGUGUCUACGUUCGUGAACCCUGGAAACACACCCACCGGGAAUGCUUCGGCGAUUCAGAAACAACACUAUUUCAACUUGAACCAAUUCACGAUGUCUUCCCGGCAUCAACUAUUAACAAGGACUAUGUCACCUUCACAAAAGCACCAGCGCACCAUCCCAUGAUGUCGUUCGGUUGCCCUCAUCCACACCCAUCUCAAGCUCACAGAAAGGCCGACAUGUUACGCCUAGGCCCUGUAUCAUUAUUACUUGACGACUCGUUCGAGUUUGCAGUCUUCAACCACGAUUUUACAUCUCGAGGAGGUGCAUUUCACUCGAGUGUGGUGAGAAAGCAUGAUUUCCAGGACCGAUUCCAGAUUGAGAGUCUCGAAGUUUGGGGCUGUGGCGGUGAUAAAGAAGCCCAAGCCCAAGCCGAGAAAUGGGCUUGGGAGGAACGAGAAGCUGAAGCUCGCCGCAAGAUCAAUCUUGGAAAUGGCGAUAUCGAGGCUGACCGGGCGUUGCUUGAGAUGGCGGGGUUAAUUGGAGGAAACCGAAGUGGAGGGUCUAUGACAUGAAGCAACUCCUAGGAAAUUAAGCAUUACCAGACAAUAUAUGUUCUUAGGGC